AUGGAUACCAAAAUGGACAAUUCUGGUGACUUUCUCCUUCAGGUGCCUGGGUUCAACGCCAUACCUGUGGAUUAUGAGCUAGACGUCAAUGAGUGCUUUGCCCAUGGGGCAACCGAUCAUCGCGCUCUGCGUCUCACGAAGACUGAAAUCUUGAUGUUGCGUCUGAUGGAACAUGUCACCGAUAAGAAAAACUGGGAACACGACAUUUUCGAUCAAAAAGUUGUCGCUCAAUGGUACACGGACGCCGCAUUAGACUCGAAUAUUGGAAGCGACUUGAAUUACGAAUGGGACAUCAAUUUCGACAUAGACCUGAUCUCGAAUAUGACAUGGAACUGGUGCAUUCAGGAGCUACGUGAUAAAGCCCUCAUGUUCACACAGAAGGGUUAUAUUCUCACCUUCAAUGCCGAUUCUGGCGUCUGCAAAUCCGACCUGAUGGUUACAAGCGACUUACAAAAAAUGUUCCAAGACUCGUUUGAUCAAUUGUUUAAUCAAGAUUUGAGACAUUCCGACGAAUCAACGAUAGACCUGGUCGACCCGUCGCUUUUCAUGUUGGCCUAUGGUCAGACAGCUGUUCUCAGUCAAGGUGGCCGUGUCGAUAUAACCAAAGAAAGUAUCUCAGUCCCAACAACGGGCCUCAAUGUCCAUGUCCCGCCAAAUCCAGAGACCUUCCAAGAGAUUGACGACCCAUCGCCUUGGUCAGAAAAGUAUCAGUGGCUGCCUUGUGAAGUCAAGUUUCUAAGUCACGAGGGCACAGACGUACGAAUCACCUCCUACAUCAACAAUUUGGACCCUCAACAUAGUCAAGCCUAUGCUGCAAUUGAAAAGCUCAUUGGUUUGAGCUUAAAGCCAUGGAAUGAUGUUCUUAAGAAGGGGACGUUGAGCAGAUACCCGCUACGUAUCAAAACAUUCGGAUUUGAAGCUAUCGAUCCCGACAAGAUAUGGGGUACAUUUCAACCUAGAAACUGGAAAAAGAAGUCGCUAAGUCAAACUUGGACACAAGAUACGUGGGCAGAUUAUUGCAUGAAGGCAAAGGAGUACCUGGCCUUGCCGGAGCUUGACCAGAAAUACCGUGUCCGACACCAGGAGCCAGAUGAACCUGAAGAACCAGACGACAUACUUGGCUCUGUUCAACCAUGGAUAUGUGAAGACUGGAAAUGGGAGGAUUUCUGGGUGAAACCAGUUGAAUGGAAGUGGGAACGACUCAAUACAUUCAAGUACCCAGAGGCUGGGAUUUCCUACACUUACGAGGACUGGAAGAAAGGGAAAACGACUAAGCCUGUUAUCGGCAAAAGGAAAGACUGCAGUAGCUGUUUGGACGUCGACCAUGUGUACCAGUCUAUCUCGUUACAAGAUGAUUUCCGCGAGAAGGGAUUACAGGUGAUUAUUCGUGUUUCUAGCAUCGAUCUCACACCUGCGAAACCAUCAUUCGAGGGGGACAAGGAUUUUCAUGUGGAAGGUCUCCUCAACGAGCAUAUUGUCGCCGUAGCGAGAUACUACUACGAUGUUGAGAAUAUUUCCGACGCACGCAUUUCCUUCCAGCAAAAAGAUGAUCUCGAUCCAUACGAGUGCAGGGUUGGUCCGGAUGCUAUGCACAAGAUAUUUGGACUCCCACCAUUUGACAGAAAUGAAUACGGCCCAGAAAAGCUUCAGAUCCUUGGCUCGGUGGCCACACAGCAUGGUCGAUUUCUUGCCUGGUCUAACACCCUUCGUCACAAAACCAGACCAUUUACGCUGAAAGACAUGAAUCGCCCCGGUCACCAACGCUUCGUGUCUCUUUUCCUGGUAGACCCCCAUUACCGCAUUUGCUCGACCCGAAAUGUACCCGCACAGCAGCAUGAUGGGUGGCGAGAUACUGUCUACGAUGAGCUAGGAACUUCAGCCCGGCUGCCACAGGAGGUUGCAGAUGUGAUAAUGGAGCAGAUAGGAGACUGGCCUAUCAGUUUAGCCGAGGCAAAAAGAUGGAAGGAAGAGUCGGAAGAGGAGCGGUAUCCUGCCGAAGUGGAUCCCUGGGAGCAGGAACGGUACGACUUCGGAGCUCUGAUUGAGGAUAUGGAAGAAGAUAUCGUAGUUAGCCCUUCUGGAGAGCGCACACUUCAUGGUAGACCAGUAUAA
Penicillium nucicola is the source of this 2112-nucleotide messenger RNA. Its product is annotated as DUF4246 domain-containing protein. NCBI's taxonomy places the organism in Eukaryota, Fungi, Ascomycota, Eurotiomycetes, Eurotiales, Aspergillaceae. The transcript has a single exon. Bases 1 to 2112 code for a protein of 703 amino acids. The record is from RefSeq and is a predicted model, not a curated record.